CCUGUCAUUCUGGAGUCGGCCUCUAGAGGCGCUGUCACGAGAAAUGAGUUGUGUGACAGGAACUAGUCCGAGGACAAAAGUCAUCACUACUACUUUAGCCGGAUAAGGAAUGUAAAUGUCUGAGGAUAGGGAAGCCCAGGAGGAUGAGCUGCUUGCUUUAGCAAGUAUCUAUGAUGAAGAGGAGUUUCAUCAGGCGGAGUCAGCCCAGGGGGGAGAGAUCCAAAUUUGUCUGGAGCUCCCUCCUGACUUCAAAGUUGUUGUUGUGAAAGGAGAGCAGACAACUGAGUAUGCAGUUUGUUUUUUACCCCCUUUGGUCCUUAAUUUUGAGCUCCCGGGAGACUAUCCAUCUUUGUCUGCGCCGGUCUUCACUCUCAGCUCUAAAUGGAUGACCAAAGCUCAGUUGAGCACUCUUUGCCAACGCCUGGAUGAGUUAUGGGAGGAAAACCAGGGCUGCGUGAUCCUCUUCACAUGGAUGCAGUUCCUUAAGGAGGAGACCUUGGACUUCCUGGGCAUCAAAUCUCCUCUUGAAGUCAACAGGAACAACACAAAGCUAUGUGGUGAACGAAGAAAAACUGAUCCCACUGCUGCAGAUGUUACAAAAUGUGACAGUAAGUCUGAAGUAGCAGAGAAUAAACCAGAGAUAACAGACAAGCUGGGACAGCACCCUUCUAAGCUUGACCCCCGCGCUGUGGUGUUGAUGGACCCACGGGCUGACCCCCUACCUCAGCUGCUGGACUUUGAUGAGGCGCAGCGGCAGAAGGUCUUCGACAGCAAGGUGUUCUGCUGUGGGAUCUGCUUCUCGGAGAAGCUGGGCUCCCACUGUCUCUGCUUUAAAGAGUGUCAGCACGUGUACUGCAACGCCUGCAUGACUGAGUACUUCCAGAUCCAGAUACGGGACGGCAAUGUUCAGUGCCUCAAUUGCCCUGAGCCCAAAUGUACCUCAUUAGCCACACCGCUGCAGGUCAAGCAGCUUGUGGAUGAAGAGCUGUUUGCCCGAUACGACCGGCUGCUUCUUCAGUCCACUUUAGAUCUCAUGGCUGACGUGGUCUACUGUCCUCGUCAGUUUUGUGGCACAGCCGUCAUGGUGGAGCCAGACACUACGAUGGGCAUUUGCUCGGCUUGCCAGCAUGCAUUUUGCACCAUGUGCAAGCUUGCUUAUCACGGUGUCUCCCACUGUAAAUUCCCUGCAGAGGAACUGCGUAACCUCAGAGACGAGUACCUGUCAGCCACAUCGGAGGGGAAGAAGUUCAUGGAGAAACGCUUUGGGAAACGGGUGAUCCAGAAAGCGGUGGAGGAGUCUUUCAGCAGGGACUGGCUCACGGAGAAUUGCAAAUGCUGUCCCAAAUGUGGAACCAACAUACAGAAAGUUGACGGCUGUAAUAAGAUGACCUGCACCUCUUGUAAACAGUACUUCUGUUGGCUGUGCUUGGGCGUCCUCAGCAAAGUCAACCCAUACGGUCACUUUAACAACCCCCAUUCACCCUGUUACAACCAGCUUUUCCAGGGUGUGGACGUAGAUGAUGACGACAAUUUUUGGAGUGACGAAGAAGACUGAGCCCCUCACCCUUCCAGUGCCUCACUGCUAUUUGAAAGCACUUUAUUUCUUACAUAAUCACCACGUCAUCUGAGACUCUGACUUCAAACAUGUCGUCUCUGUGAUGCCACUGUGAGCACAUCGUGUUGUUCAUGCUAAGAAUGUGCGACAAAAUCAACACCAGAAACAUCCCCUACCUGGGUGAUUGUUAAAGAAACUUCAACUACUGUGGUUGUUUUGGAUACUUAUAGACACCAUUUAGCAUUUUUAAUUCAUCAUAGAUCAAGGAGAGACUUGCAUAUGAAGUUCUCUUAUAACCCUUGGUAUUAUGGCACUGGGUUAGCACUUAAGUCCAAAGAAUUUUUCUUUUUCAAUGACGUUUAAUAGCUUUUUUAACGAGUUAAGCACUUCUUCAUGCAACCUAAUGUAUUACUGGCAAAUAAGAAUUAGGUCUGUUCCAGGAAAAGUAAAAGACUUUGGCACAAUAUGACAUUUUUUAUUUUGAAAUUAGACAUAGACAACAUACUUGCAAUCAGCAAAGAUAUUUAUUGCUUUUUUUUAAUGUGAUCUGAAAGAAAAGCUAUUAUGAAAGAUGAAACGAAAUCAAAUAUUUUUUUUUUCUGAACUUGAAACUUUUCUUCAUCUAUUCCUCAAUAAUUUGUUGGUCAGUGUUGGUUCGGACUGGAUAAUACAAUUGCAUUGUUACCUUACUUUAGGUCACUUCCUGUUUUAAUUUACAAUGCAGGAUGUUCACCAAAAUAAAAGUUCCAAGUUUGCCAUCA
Oryzias latipes (Japanese medaka) is the source of this 2316-nucleotide messenger RNA. RefSeq names its product ring finger protein 14 (gene rnf14). Gene Ontology annotation, molecular function: protein binding; ubiquitin-protein transferase activity; zinc ion binding. Gene Ontology annotation, biological process: protein ubiquitination. Lineage: Eukaryota; Metazoa; Chordata; Actinopteri; Beloniformes; Adrianichthyidae. The record is from RefSeq and is a predicted model, not a curated record.